AUGUCAUCCAAAGAUAAUAUCAUCAUCACUGAAGAUUCAUCUUCUUCUGAACAGGUUUUCAGAGGCAGAGAUGAAAUCGAUCAAUAUUUGUAUUUGAAAAAACCUUGGUACAAGUAUGGUCACCUUCGUUUAUUGCAUUUUUGGAUUCUUAUUAUCACUUUAACCUCUACCAACAACGGUUAUGAUGGUUCUAUGUUGAACGGUUUACAAGUUUUGGAUAAUUGGAAAGAUGCUAUGGGAAACCCACAGGGUGCUGUCUUGGGUGCUUUAUCAAAUGGUAAUACCUUUGGUGGUGUUAUUUCCUUCGCUUUUGCUUCUAUUCUUGCUGAUAAGUUUGGUAGAAAAUCUACAAUCAUGCUUGGAGUAAUGUUUACUAUUUUAGGUGCCAUUUUACAAGGUGUUGCUACCAACUAUACAUUCUUUAUCUGGGCAAGAAUCAUUUUAGGGUUUGGGUUUGGUAUCUCAACUGUGUCUUCUCCUGCCUUAAUUGCUGAAUUAUCCUAUCCAAGUUAUAGAGAAACUUGUACUGCCUUGUACAACACAUUCUGGAAUUUUGGGGCUAUUAUUGCUGCCUGGGUCACAUUUGGUACUCAACCAAUUACUACUUCUUACUCAUGGAGAAUCCCUUCUUAUUUACAAGGUGCCAUGCCAGUCGUACAAAUGCUUUUUAUUUGGUGGAUCCCAGAAUCUCCAAGAUACUUGGUUGCUAAAGGUAAGACCGAAGAAGCUAGAAAUAUCCUUUUGAGAUACCAUACUGGUAAUGAUGGUACAGAAGAAGGUCAAUUAUUGGUUGAUUUUGAAAUGCAAGAAAUCAGUGCUGCUUUGGAAAUGGAAAAGCUUCAAUCUAAUUCAAGAUACAUUGACUUUAUUAAAAUCCCAACCUACAGAAAAAGAUUGUUCCUCUUGAUUUUCACUGCUGUCAUUAUGCAAUUAUCUGGUAAUGGUUUAGUUUCUUACUACUUGAACAAGGUUUUGGACACCAUUGGUAUUACUGAACCAAAGAGACAAUUGGAAAUCAACGGUUGUUUGAUGAUUUAUAACAUGGUUCUUGCUUGGGCUGCUGCAUUUGCUGCUCCAUACUUCAAGAGACGUACUUUGUUCUUGGCAAGUAUUUGUAUCAUGUUGACAUCCUAUAUCAUUUGGACUGCUCUUUCUGCUCGUUUUGCCAUGACUGGUUUCCAGGACCACUCUUUGGCCAAUUCAGUUCUUGCCUUUAUUUUCAUCUUCUACUUGGGUUACAAUACUGCAAAUUCAGGUAAUAGUGUUUUGUAUAUAUCUGAAAUUCUUCCAUUCACCAUCAGAGCCAAGGGUAUCAAUGUUUUCUUCUUGUCCCAAAAUAUGGUUUUGUUGUUCAACGGGUUUGUCAAUCCAAUCGCUAUGGACGCCAUUGAAUGGAAGUAUUAUAUUGUCUACUGUUGUGUUUUGGCUGUUGAACUUCUUGUUGUUUAUUUCUUCUACGUCGAAACUUCUGGUUAUACUUUAGAAGAGGUUGCUCGUGCUUUUGGUGAUGAUGAUGUUUCUCACGUUACCAAUAUUGACAAACCAGUGGUUGAUCACGUUGAAAAAUUGGCCUAG
Candida tropicalis MYA-3404 is the source of this 1575-nucleotide messenger RNA. RefSeq lists its product as uncharacterized. The transcript has a single exon. Bases 1 to 1575 code for a protein of 524 amino acids. Lineage: Eukaryota; Fungi; Ascomycota; Pichiomycetes; Serinales; Debaryomycetaceae. Gene Ontology annotation, biological process: carbohydrate transport; transmembrane transport. Gene Ontology annotation, cellular component: membrane. Gene Ontology annotation, molecular function: carbohydrate:proton symporter activity. The record is from RefSeq and is a predicted model, not a curated record.